UAAGCAAAAAUGCAUCUAUUCACGCAACGAUAAUCGACUCACAUCUCUACAAUUCAAUAAAGAAAUUAUUGAAUGGUUGUUUACAUCGUUUUAGAUUUUUUGCCAAUGAUUGUUGUAAGAUUAUAGUGCCUAUUCGCUCCCGAGAAUGGAAAUAACAACGAGUAAUUACUUACACUGCUGUCGUGUCUGCUUGGACAAUGAAAAAAGCGAAUUGUUUUUGUGUAUUUACGAUACUCAUCUGCAGGAGAUUGGUGUGAAUCUACAAACUGCUUUUCAGAAAACAACAGGAAUCUCAUGCUCCAAGGACGAUCGUCUGCCAUCUAAAAUAUGUCAAAGUUGCCAACUGAGACUGCAGGAUGCCUAUAAUUUUAUUCUGGAUAGUUGCAGUAACAACGCGAUUUUAGAAACAUUAAAAUUACAAGCUGCUGAACUAACUGCGAAGCCUGAUAUCGAGUCAUGCAAUAUUGAACAAAUUCCGGAGGUAGCUGAUCAUAGUGUGGUCAUAAUUGAUAGCUAUAUCGAAUCUAAUGCAUUAUCUGCUCCGGAGAUAGAAUAUUCAGUAACAAAACACACGCACGAUACGGUGUCAGGAAACAGUGAGCCGGAACUUUCCGACGGAGAAAGAGAAAACGACGCUACCAAUGCAGUUGAUUUUAUUUUGCAAAAUUUUAAAAAAGCUCGAGUUUGCCCAAAAAGGCAAAAAUCCGAAGCUCCACCCCGAAGGCACAACUGUGAGGUCUGUGGAAAACAGUUUCAACGGAAGUCCAACCUGGUUGAUCACUUGCGGCUACACGCUAACGUGAAGCUGUUCUCAUGCAACUAUUGCGAUGCAGCAUUUGUGCAAGCGGGAAACCUGAAAAGUCACAUCCGGAAGCACACGCUGGAGAAACCUUACGAGUGUGAACAUUGUGGGAAAAGUUACAGCCAAUCAAGUGCUCUUAAAACUCAUGUCAGAUCACACACUAACACACGGAAUUACAUUUGCGAUAUAUGCAAGAAAGGCUUUACCAAUAGCUCCGACUUAGGCAAACAUAAGAUGACACAUUCGGAUUUACGGUUUUUGCAGUGUGUUCUAUGUGAUAACCGAUAUUUCACUCAGAAGAUACAUCUGAAGAAACACCUAAAUUCGUAUCAUGCUUCAGAAGACUUCGACAAUUUGCUGCGAAGAGGCACUUUAAAAGAAGGCGUACGUAUAGGUGUAUCGGCUGAGACAUCGGAAUAGUAAGAAUAGUAAAAUGAUUUUUGAUGCAGAAUGCGUUGGAAA
This is a messenger RNA of Wyeomyia smithii (pitcher-plant mosquito), 1264 nucleotides long. RefSeq names its product zinc finger protein 852-like. Gene Ontology annotation, biological process: regulation of transcription by RNA polymerase II. Lineage: Eukaryota; Metazoa; Arthropoda; Insecta; Diptera; Culicidae. The transcript is spliced from 3 exons. The coding region runs from base 146 to 1222 and encodes 358 amino acids. Gene Ontology annotation, cellular component: nucleus. The record is from RefSeq and is a predicted model, not a curated record. Gene Ontology annotation, molecular function: zinc ion binding; DNA-binding transcription factor activity, RNA polymerase II-specific; RNA polymerase II cis-regulatory region sequence-specific DNA binding.